This is a messenger RNA of Ogataea philodendri, 267 nucleotides long. RefSeq lists its product as uncharacterized. The record is from RefSeq and is a predicted model, not a curated record. Bases 1 to 267 code for a protein of 88 amino acids. The transcript has a single exon. NCBI's taxonomy places the organism in Eukaryota, Fungi, Ascomycota, Pichiomycetes, Pichiales, Pichiaceae.
AUGUGGGUCUCCAUCUUGGCGCUCACCUCGUCGAUCGUGCGCAAAACGUCCUGCAUCGUGCUGUUGAUCGCCCCAGACACCUGUGAUUGCACCAUCAGCGACCGGUCCAGGUGCACAGAGUCCAGCGAGUUGUCGAGCGAGGAUAUGAGAUACUCAAUGGCGUUGAACGUGGAUCGUUCUUCUAUGGGCGCCUCUUCGGUGGUUGUGUUUGUGUACGACUCGUUGUCGGAGUCGACCCCGAAGUCGUUGGCGUUCAGGGACAUUUAA